AUGAAUAUGGAAUUUAACCCCUCUGAUCAUCCUCGGGCAAGCACAAUAUUCCUCAGCAAAUCCCAAACAGAUGUGAGAGAAAAGCGGAAAAGCCUUUAUAUAAAUCAUCAUCCUCCUGGACAGUUGAGAAGAAAGUACAGCUCUUGUUCUACCAUUUACCUUGAUGACAGCACAGUCAGCCAACCUAACCUCAAGUAUACCAUUAAAUGCGUAGCCCUUGCAAUAUACUACCACAUAAAAAACAGAGAUGGAGAUGGUCGGUUGCUGUUAGAUAUAUUUGAUGAAAAACUUCAUCCUCUUUCUAAAUCAGAAGUCCCGUCUGAUUACGAGAAGCAUGACCCAGAACAGAAACACAUAUAUCGCUUUGUUCGGACGCUUUUCAGUGCUGCCCAGCUGACUGCUGAAUGUGCCAUAGUAACCCUGGUUUACCUUGAAAGACUGUUAACCUACGCAGAAAUAGAUAUUUGUCCAGCCAACUGGAAACGGAUUGUAUUGGGUGCAAUACUUCUAGCCUCUAAAGUUUGGGAUGACCAGGCAGUGUGGAAUGUGGACUAUUGUCAGAUCCUGAAAGACAUCACGGUGGAGGACAUGAAUGAGCUGGAGCGUCAGUUCCUGGAGCUGCUGCAAUUCAACAUCAAUGUUCCGUCCAGUGUUUAUGCCAAGUAUUAUUUUGAUCUGCGGUCACUGGCCGAGGGUAACAACCUCAGCUUUCCACUCGAGCCCCUGAGCCGGGAUCGUGCAUGUAAAUUAGAGGCUAUUUCACGCCUGUGUGAGGACAAGUACAAGGACUUCCGAAAACUGGCCAAAAGACGUUCUGCAAGUGCUGAUAACCUGACUGUUGUACGAUGGUCUCCUGCCAUCAUAUCCUAA
Molecule: messenger RNA, 870 nt
Organism: Staurois parvus
Lineage: Eukaryota; Metazoa; Chordata; Amphibia; Anura; Ranidae
Source: the annotation of a GenBank genome assembly